Molecule: messenger RNA, 832 nt
Organism: Canariomyces notabilis
Lineage: Eukaryota; Fungi; Ascomycota; Sordariomycetes; Sordariales; Chaetomiaceae
Exons: 1
Coding region: 125-796 (223 amino acids)
Source: RefSeq, a predicted model, not a curated record
UUCCCGUUCGGCAACAGGCGCCUCUGUAGGGCGGGACCAGAUCAUGUACUUGGACAUGGCGGCCGACUCGUGAUAAAUCUAGUGGCCGACAAAAGAGCUUUUCUUCCGAGUCGGCGGCUGGUUGAUGGGCACAACAAGCAGCCCGGUCCGACGCUGUUCCGCAAGAUUUGGGAUGAGAGAAAGAGUGGAAGGGAAGGAAAGAUGGGUAGAUGCUGGCAGAGGAAGUCGAGCUUUUUAUCAGAUGGAAUGGUUGCCCUGUAUAGUACAGUACCGAAGGCGGCAGGCGGGAACAAAAACCCACACCAAUGACACCACUCACUCACUGCACCAUGCAGUCGGUGAGGUGGAGUGUACCCGUACCUUUAUAGGUAGGAGUGGAUGCGCAGGAAGUCGAGGUCCAGAUUGUUGUCCGUGGACCGCGUCUAUUGGUUACAGGUACCUGGGUCCGGCCCACAGCACGGCAGUAUCCAGCAAAACUUCUGCAGAAAACCGCCGCGAUGCCCACGGCCGAUGCAACAUUGAACAUUCCAUGUGCGCCAUUUCCCUACCACAGUGGUACACUAGCGAUGCCACCGGUGCAUGGAAUCACCCACAGACGGUCAAGCGCUGCCUGACCUUGGGAAUCGGAGACUUGCUCGGCGUCAGAAGUGUACAUAGGAGGAAGCAAAAAAAGGUCAAGGCUUUUCCGCGCGGACUUGUGCUUCUCUUCCUAGGCCAAUCGCAUCACCGGUGCCCCCGCCACCUUGCCGAACGUUUCCAAGCUUCGUUACCCAAGAGGAAUUUUGAUCCGUGCUAGCUCCACUUGGCGGCGUGGGCGGGCCUGAAAAUUUUU